CCAGGAGCAAGGCUGGCAGAGCAGCAGUCGCGAUGAGCCUUCCGAACGGAGUGGACGUGGGAGGAUUGCAUCCGGUACUCGGCGCCCUGCCGCCGGCGUUCUUUCUGCGGGCGUCGGAACGCUACCAGCGAACGCCAAAGUGUGCCCGCUGCCGCAACCACGGCGUGGUGAGCGCACUGAAGGGCCACAAGCGCUACUGUCGGUGGCGUGACUGCAUGUGCGCCAAGUGCACGCUGAUCGCCGAGCGACAGCGGGUGAUGGCAGCUCAGGUGGCGCUUCGGAGGCAGCAGGCGCAGGAAGAGUCCGAGGCCCGCGAGUUGGGUCUCGUCUACUCUGCCCCCGCGCCGCCAACCCCCGGGGCGCCGCCUCCGCCUCCGCCCUCUCACCCGCACCUCGCAUUGCCACCGCCACCGCAGCCGCAGCCGCAGCCCCAUCACCAACACCAUCAGCCACUGACCCUGUCCGCCGAUAGUCCUGGCAGCAAGAGGGCACGCCUGAGUGAAGAUGACGACACAUCGAACGACGAAGCGGACAGAAGCGGCAGUCGAUCGCGGAGUGUGUCACCUCCGCGGUUACCGCACAGCAUGCCUCUUCCACCACCUGCACAUUCCUCCUCACCACCAGAGGAUGAGAGCAGUGACUUGGACUCUGCCCCCGAAAACCUCUCGCUGCCAAAACGGUGCUCACCUCCCCCAACGCCCACACACCCCUCGCAGCAGCAGCCGCCCCUUCACACGCCGCCCCCACACCCGCAUCCGCAUCCUCACGCGGCGUUUGCAGCCGCAGCCGCCGCCGCAGCUGCAGCCGCAGCCAACUCACCUUUCUUCCCGGCGGCGCAACGCUCUCCCGUCGACGUGCUGCUGCGGGCGUUUCCGGGCCGCCGACGCUGCGACGUCGAGGCUCUCCUGCACCGCUGCAAGGGUGAUGUGCUCACCGCUAUCGAAAUGAUGGUCAGUACCACUACCCUACCAAAACAACAUAGUAGUACUCAUUUUAAUUACUGUAAGCAUGCUGAUGUGAUUUUAAAUUCAAUUAAAUUGGAUAAUAAACAGACUUAUUGUGCAACCCGGUUGCAACUGACAAUAGAGCAUUCUUAAUCUAGAAGGUUAGAGGUUUUCCGGGUAUUCAGCUUAUCUCAUCGGUUCUCGUGGCAUUCCAUUGCAUUCAAUCACCCUUAAUAUUUAACAGACUCUUGUGCAACCGGGCCAUUACUUUUCAAAUACAAUUAUCAAUUCCAUUUCCAAAUACUUGGCUAGUGUUCACGUAUGAAGCAAGGUUUGGACGAAAUACUCUAUCCUGAAAUUGAAACUCAAAUCUACAUGAAACUAUUUCUAGGUAAUAUUGUGUUUGCAGUUGGAGAAUUCAUAGGGUUGUUCAAAGUCAUUAGAGUUCAUGUAUUUUAAUUUCAUAGGGAUUGACCAAACUUACUCUGAUAAUUUUAUGGAUGUUCACAAGAAGUUAG
Nilaparvata lugens (brown planthopper) is the source of this 1462-nucleotide messenger RNA. RefSeq names its product doublesex and mab-3 related transcription factor 3, truncated. The transcript has 3 exons. Gene Ontology annotation, cellular component: nucleus. The coding region runs from base 33 to 1097 and encodes 354 amino acids. The record is from RefSeq and is a predicted model, not a curated record. Gene Ontology annotation, biological process: sex differentiation; regulation of transcription by RNA polymerase II. Gene Ontology annotation, molecular function: DNA-binding transcription factor activity, RNA polymerase II-specific; RNA polymerase II cis-regulatory region sequence-specific DNA binding. NCBI's taxonomy places the organism in Eukaryota, Metazoa, Arthropoda, Insecta, Hemiptera, Delphacidae.